CCCUUUCCCAAACACGAAGCUCAAACAUUUCCGAGCUCUGAUCGCCGUCUUCAGUUAAUAACCCUAGCCGAUCUCUUUCACCGGAACUCUCGCAUAAGAGAGACAUAAAAGGAUGAGUGGGUUUAGAGCAUUCAAAGCACAGGUGCCCAUUCAAUGGAGCGAGAGCUUGUACAUAACCUUAGUGAGAGGUCUCCCUGGAACCAGGAAGCUUCACAGGCGUACUCUCGAGGCUAUGGGACUCCGCAGAUGCCAUCGCACUGUUUUGCACUCCAACACUUCUUCCAUUAGAGGAAUGAUUCAACAGGUUAAAAGGAUGGUUGUUGUUGAGACGGAGGAGAUGUUCAAAGCUCGCAAAGAAGCUGAAGCCAACCACAAAGCUCUCCGCCCUCCGCUUGUUGUCAGUCAUUCAAUCCCUGCAACAGGCUCAUCCAACAUGUCUUUAGCGUAUUUCAGAGGAUGGUAAUAAGAAAUGUGGGUAUCAAUGGUUUUUGUAUACGCUGGAUACUUGUGUAUGUUUGCUCUCAUUUUGUCAAAUCCAUCUGUUUGGUUACUUUUUGUGUGUUUCAAUGUUUGGAAUGAGAUUAUUGUCAACAUA
This is a messenger RNA of Brassica oleracea var. oleracea, 595 nucleotides long. RefSeq lists its product as uncharacterized. The record is from RefSeq and is a predicted model, not a curated record. Bases 113 to 463 code for a protein of 116 amino acids. Gene Ontology annotation, cellular component: large ribosomal subunit; mitochondrion. Gene Ontology annotation, biological process: translation. The transcript has 3 exons. Lineage: Eukaryota; Viridiplantae; Streptophyta; Magnoliopsida; Brassicales; Brassicaceae. Gene Ontology annotation, molecular function: structural constituent of ribosome.